Diaporthe batatas is the source of this 954-nucleotide messenger RNA. RefSeq lists its product as uncharacterized. The coding region runs from base 1 to 954 and encodes 317 amino acids. The record is from RefSeq and is a predicted model, not a curated record. The transcript has 2 exons. NCBI's taxonomy places the organism in Eukaryota, Fungi, Ascomycota, Sordariomycetes, Diaporthales, Diaporthaceae.
AUGCCGUUGCUUGGGGAGAACCUCCCGAGCCCAGAGCUGGACCACGAAAACAAGAGACACUCGUCAGGACGAAAGCGCCGACACCAGACCGAAAAUUCUUAUAGAUCUUUUGCACUCGCACACCCUGCACGAGGACCCAAUUAUAUCGACAAAGCACAUGUUGUGAAGCACCUCAAGUCCAGACAGUUUCUGCAGGUACAAAAGGUGUCAUCAGAAACAAAUCACUACGUACCAGAUAUCGAUGUGAUAUCCUUCGCCGCGCCAAAAGAUCCCAUCCGGCUUGUCUCGGCUCUGAAGGGCCUGGUGGAAGGGAAAUUAAGCCUGAGAGAUGGACGGCUUGUCCGCUUCAACAAGGAUGAUGUGCUGCUCACCAGGUACCGCGAUGAUGAUUCGGAUUCAACGACCGGGGCUCACUCGCCCAGGAAGGGUUCGAUCAUGGCGCCUCUCGAGAAGAUUGUUGGCCGCGAGGUUAGAGCCAUCCUGAAGAAGGACCACAAGAUCAUCCUGGACGAUGGCCGAAUGUGGACCGCAGCGAAUCACCAGAACAGGUCGUUCGAAUUCACGUCGCUGGAUGCACACGGAGUGAAGACGGUGGCAAGAUGGGUCUUAUCAAGAAGGCGGAUAUCCGGCAUCGAUGACCACCCUCCAGCGUCCUCCUCGACACAGUCAUCGGAAACUAUGUUUCACUUCAGCAUCAUUCGACCGAACACUCGCAAACACGCGGUAUUAGCAUCUUUGACAUCGUCAUCCCUUCAGAUCAAGGACAGUUACUAUGAGCCGGCCACCAGCUUUGGCAGUUCAGAAGAUUUUGAGUCGGCACCGAAGGUGGUCGACGAGGUUACAAGAAGUGUUAUCACGGUUACGGCAGUCUGGGUAGUCCUUACCCUCGGAUGGUCGCCGACCUACAAACCCGACAUGGUAGUUGAGAGACAUAAACUGAUUUUGAAUGAUUAA